Mesocestoides corti is the source of this 918-nucleotide messenger RNA. The record is from the annotation of a GenBank genome assembly. Lineage: Eukaryota; Metazoa; Platyhelminthes; Cestoda; Cyclophyllidea; Mesocestoididae.
UAUCAGUCUUGCUUUUUGACUAAUUGUAGAUUAAGAAAACGACAUGGAUGUGGUCCUCUGACUUAUGAUCCGGAGCUGGCGAAAUCAGCACAAGCCUACGCUGAAAAGUUGGCACGAGAACAGAGGCUGCAACACAGUAGUUGCCGUAAUUAUGGCGAAAAUCUCAGUGCUAUGAUGGGCAGUGGAAACACGGAAAUGUCAGGAGCAGACUCAACACUGAUGUGGUAUGAGGAGAUAAAAAAGUACAAGUUCAACGGUCAAGAACAGAUGGAAUGCGGCCAUUUUUCUCAAGUCGUUUGGAAGGAUACGAAAACUGCGGGAUUUGGGGUCGCCAGGACGCAGGACGGUCAUGGCAUUUACGCUGUCGGACAAUACAAGCCGCCGGGAAAUGUGGCGGGCCAAUGGCGAGAGCAAGUUCCUCAGCCACUCAAUAGACGGAUCGAGAUCCCAACAGCGUCUGAACUCUCGGCCUCUUCCAAGCACUCCGCCCAGGACAGCAACCGCCACAACAAUAACCUUGCUGAACAAGCAAAUACACAUCCACCUGUGGAAGCCAGCGGUGAAAACUGGGAUACGGGCGCGUACGUGCAGAGUAUCAUACAAGCCCUGAAUUCCUACAGAGCAGGUCAGAAUCUACCACCGCUCACGGUUAACAUGGAGCUUACGUCUUUGGCCCAAAAAUACGCCAAAGCGCUCAGAGACAAGAGCGCAAGGGGCGCGUGCACAUGGAAGUACGGUGGCCGCAACAUCGAGCAGCACAUUGAGUAUUCUCGCUUCAAGUCAAUGAAACCUAGCAGUAUUGUAGAACGCUGUUUGAAACAGGAAUCUAGCAAUCGGGAUCGGUGUACCAAUGUUGGAGUUGGUGCUGUUCUAAGGAAGAGGCCAAGCCAUUCCGCUGUCGCUAUUUUCUUUUCAUGA